CUAGUGCGCUAAGGGUCUUUGAUCUUAGCUUCACCAGUAUUUCGUCACUACCUCAGUCAUUCAGUUUCCUAACCAGCCUCCAAGCUUUGAAUUUGGAUUUUUGCAGCAAUUUAAGUGAGAUAUCUGUCUUAGGAAAUCUUAAGAAACUUGAGAUUCUUAGUAUGAGAGAACUUCCUCUUAAGAAUUUACCAAAACAAAUAGGAAAUUUGACCAGUCUGAGGAAGUUGGACGUCACUGGUAGAUAUCUUGAAACAAUCCCAUCUAAAGUGUUAUCGAAGUUGUGUAGAUUGGAAGAACUGCACAUGAAGUUUCAAUUUGGGAAGUGGGGAAGUAAAAUUGAGGAUGCAUCUGAAGAAACCAACGCUAACUUUGAUGAGUUGACUAGUUUGCUGGAUUUAAACAUUUUGGAAGUUUACAUAUCUGAUGCUACAUGCUUGCCUCAAAGUGUUGAGUACUUCAACCCGAAUUGGGUAGAAUUUGAUAUAUGCAUCAGCAGGGACGUGUUGCUCCCUCGAUAUGAUGGUUUUUCAAGAACCUUGACUCUUGACACAACAAUCAAUAGCUUACCGGAUUGGUUUAUCAGCGUUGUGACAGCGAAAGUGGAGCGGCUAGAGUACACAAAUUGCGAUGAUUUGAAUGACCUUGUUGGGGAAUAUGACCAUGGCAGAUUAUUUGUGCUGAAAUAUCUCUCUGUGAACGGGCACCAUAAGAACUUGAAAGAGAUAAUCAACACAAUGAGACGGGUUUCAAAUAAACCGGUAUUUGAGAACUUGGAAGAUUUGCAUCUGCACUGCUUAUAUUCCCUCGAGGAGUUGUGUGUUGGUGAGCUACCACCUGGGUCCCUACGCAAGCUCAAGUUAUUGAAAGUGCAAACAUGUCAUAGCUUGGUGAAUGCACUUUUACCAUUGACAUUGUUGCCGAGAUUACAAAAUCUGGAAAAAAUCAUUUGUGUACAUCUGGACAGAAUGAAAUAUGUUUUUGGAUCUGAUGAAGGGGGUGUUGAUUCAGAGAAGAUUUUCUUGAGGAAAUUGAGGGAGAUGAGAUUGUGUGCUCUAGAAGAACUAGUAAGAAUAUGCAACGGUCCUGCUCCGCAUGCAAUCUUCCAGAAUCUAAAAGUUUUGGCAAUCUGCGAGUGCAAGGAACUGAAAAGCCUCUUCACAAUAGACGUUGCUAAAUGUCUUUUUCAGUUGGAAGACCUUUGCAUAGAGCAGUGUCCUCGCUUGGACAGAGUCAUUGAAGCAAGCAAUAGCUUGAACAGCGAGAUUACACUUCCGGCGUUGAAGAGAUUAGCUUUGAUUGAUCUUCCGGUGCUCACAAGGUUCUGCACUGAAAGUGGUAAUAUUGAAACUCGGUGUCGGUGCCCUUCAUUGGAAUACUUGUACGUGGAGAACUGCAUCAAGUUUUCAUAUUAUGCAAACUUCCACUUCAGUAAGAAGCAAAUUCACUUCAAUGAUCAACACCAUUUGAGUUCUCUAGUGAAAAGGUGGAAGGAAAUGCAUAAUCAGCUAUAAGAGAGCUGCUGCUGCACUAGGAAAAAAGAGAUGUUCAGUAGUCCCAGAACAAGAUUACUCAGUUAGCUGUAUGAAUGCUAUUAUUAUCUCUUAGUCUUGCAUUGGCCUGCAAUCUUU
Molecule: messenger RNA, 1628 nt
Organism: Fragaria vesca subsp. vesca
Lineage: Eukaryota; Viridiplantae; Streptophyta; Magnoliopsida; Rosales; Rosaceae
Exons: 2
Coding region: 162-1511 (449 amino acids)
Biological process (GO): phospholipid catabolic process; signal transduction
Cellular component (GO): plasma membrane
Molecular function (GO): ADP binding; D-type glycerophospholipase activity; protein binding
Source: RefSeq, a predicted model, not a curated record